AGAUUUUCUUCGCCUUUUGAAUUUCUUCAUACACGACUUUCAGAUUCUUAGCCUCCAGCUUAACUGUGUGGCCUAACACCAUUCUUCUUAGACAAACAAACACGGUGACUUGUCUGGAGCAACAUUCUCAUGGCAGCUUCUCGGACCACUCCGUGGAGGCUGAUUUCUGGGAUCAUAGGAGUCAUGUGCCUUGUUCUGAUGGCUACUUUGGGAAUUUUGUUGAGCAAUGCAUUUAAGGAAAAUGCUAAAGGAAAUGUUCAGCCAACAUCAUCUCCAGGACCUACCACUGAACCCCUGGAAGGCUGUGGCUGUUAUUCUUGCCAAGAAAAGUGGAUUGGAUUCCAGUGCAACUGUUUCUUCAUUUCCAAUGAAAGAAAAACUUGGGCAGAAAGUAGGGAUAUCUGUGCUUCUCGGAAUUCCAGUCUACUUCAGUUGAGAAACAGAAGUGAAAUGGAUUUUUUAAAGUUCAGUAAAACAUUUUACUGGAUUGGGCUCUCUUACAGUGAAGAACGUCGUGUCUGGCUGUGGGAAGAUGGCUCUGCUCUCUCCCGAGACCUAUUUUCACCAUUUCCCACUUUAAACACAAAGCAUUGCGUACUGUAUGGCACAAGGAACAGUGUUUUGGAUGAAUCUUGUCAAGAACAAAAUCCUUACAUCUGUAAACAACAGCUUAUUUAGCUGUUGCUUAGAGCAGAAGGGUGGGCUGUGAAGGUCCAGUAUUACUAAGAAUGACCUUGGUUUGCAAUACCAAAUUGGGAAUUCCCAUCUUCAUCUCACUUUCCUGGAAGUUAGUUCUUUCUGGAUAUAUCUGUACUGUAAUGUGGAGCUGGUAUUGCCACCUGACAGCUUCCUCACAUGCAUCCUCCAGCUUCAGAGGGGCACAUGUUUGUGCAUCUUUUCCUGAUGCUCCUUAGUUCUGUGGGACAGUUUUAAAUCUCUGGUCAGAUACGGGGAUCUAGUGUGAUUGCUUUCAGAGUUUACAAGGGUCAAGGGGCUCCAAGCCCUGAUUUCAUAAAUUUACUAUACCUAUUUCUUUAUUCUUUUUUUUUUUUGGCCUUAUGCUUAUCAGCCAAUGAAAGAGUCACAUGUGCAUUGAAGAUCUUAAUAUCUAAUCAAUCCCAAGAAACUUUUCCGAAAAGUUAAGUGUAAAAUGAACAAUUCUUUGUGUGUGUGUGGAUGAGAAAGCGUCCCAUUUUAUAG
This is a messenger RNA of Phyllostomus discolor (pale spear-nosed bat), 1200 nucleotides long. RefSeq names its product natural killer cells antigen CD94-like. NCBI's taxonomy places the organism in Eukaryota, Metazoa, Chordata, Mammalia, Chiroptera, Phyllostomidae. The transcript is spliced from 7 exons. The record is from RefSeq and is a predicted model, not a curated record. Gene Ontology annotation, biological process: positive regulation of natural killer cell mediated cytotoxicity; stimulatory C-type lectin receptor signaling pathway. Bases 130 to 678 code for a protein of 182 amino acids.